Molecule: messenger RNA, 1572 nt
Organism: Culicoides brevitarsis
Lineage: Eukaryota; Metazoa; Arthropoda; Insecta; Diptera; Ceratopogonidae
Product: phospholipase A2 group XV-like
Exons: 4
Coding region: 276-1496 (406 amino acids)
Biological process (GO): lipid metabolic process
Source: RefSeq, a predicted model, not a curated record
ACAAACGCAGAAGUAAAUAAAGAGAAGAGAGCGAAAAAAGAAAAAUAAUAAGGCCAUAAACUGGAUAGAAAUUAUUAAUAAAAACAACAAUUUUACGUUGUUCGUUGAUAAGGAGGAGGAGCGCAAACCGAUAAGAUGUCUCAAAAUUCGCUGUUUUUUUAGUUUCUCAUCAAACUUCUGAUAGGCAUUUGACACAAACACAAGCUAGAAACAGACCAAAAAGCAACAAAAAAACGUUUUUUUGACAGCACCUGAAGAACAAAGAAAUCCCAACGAUGAAAUUUCUCGCCAUUUUGUGCGUUUUUUUCGUGCCACAGAUCCUGCAAACGCAAUCCGCUGUGAUAAUUACUAAAUCCAAGACCUUUUCGCCUGUUAUUUUGGUUCCUGGCGACGGAGGAUCGCAACUCGAUGCUCGUUUGAACAAGACUGACUCUCCGCACUUUUUCUGCACCAAAAAUUCCAAUUGGUUCAACUUAUGGCUCAACAUGGAACUGCUUUUGCCCGAAGUUAUCGACUGUUGGAUCGAUAACGCCAAAUUGAACUACGAUAAUGUCACACGAACGACCAGCAAUCAACCGGGAGUCGAAAUUCGGGUGCCCGGAUGGGGAGAUUCGAGCACCGUCGAGUAUCUUGAUCCGGCAAAUCGCUUUUUGAGUGUCGGAUAUUACUUCAAGUACAUCGGAGACUUGCUCGCGGCAAAUGGAUACUUGAGAAAUCACUCGAUUCGGGGAGCGCCAUACGAUUUUCGCAAAGGCCCGAAUGAAAACAAGCAAUUUUUCGUCGAUAUGAAGAGUUUGGUCGAAGAAACUUUUACUUUGAACGAAGAAACGCCCGUCACGCUGGUUUGUCACUCGAUGGGAUGUCCCAUGACGCUACUUUUUCUCCAAGGACAAGCGCAAAAAUGGAAAGAUCAGUACAUUUCCAAGUUCAUUACGAUUGCAGGCGCAUGGGGAGGCAGUGUGAAAGCUGUCAAAGUCUUCGCCAUCGGAGAUGAUUUGGGCGCUCUCGCUUUACGAGCUUCCGUGAUGAAACAGGAACAAAUUACGAUGCCAUCUCUCGCGUUUCUCCUUCCUUCGCCGAAAUUCUGGAAAAAUGACGAAGUUUUGGUACGAACUUCAACCAAAGAAUACUCCAUGGGUGACAUGGAGGCAAUUUUUCAGGAUCUCGGAUACCCCGUUGGAUGGGAAAUGCGCAAAGAUAUGCUUCCGUAUCUUGAUUUUUCGGCACCUGGCGUCGAAGUUCACUGCAUUUACGGCUCGGGAGUACCCACAGUUGAGGUAUUGAAAUACUCGACGCCCGAUUUGACGGGAAAUCCGAAGCUUUUGACGGGCGACGGCGAUGGAACGGUUAAUAUUCGCUCGUUGAGGGGAUGCGAAAUGUGGCGAAGCGAACAAAAACAACCAGUGAAUACGCUCGAAAUACCCGGAGGCGAACACAUGCGGAUUUUAGCUGUUCCGCAAACCAUUCAGUACAUCAAAGAUACCCUUCUUAAAUAAGCAUCUCUCUAUUUUUUCGUAUUUUUAAGGCAUUUAAGUUAGAAUCUCAAUAAAAAUAAAGCAAUAAAUUUAAUUA